Exserohilum turcica Et28A is the source of this 1305-nucleotide messenger RNA. RefSeq lists its product as uncharacterized. Gene Ontology annotation, cellular component: nucleus; cytoplasm. The record is from RefSeq and is a predicted model, not a curated record. NCBI's taxonomy places the organism in Eukaryota, Fungi, Ascomycota, Dothideomycetes, Pleosporales, Pleosporaceae. Gene Ontology annotation, biological process: modification-dependent protein catabolic process; protein ubiquitination. Gene Ontology annotation, molecular function: ubiquitin protein ligase binding; protein tag activity. The transcript is spliced from 4 exons. The coding region runs from base 1 to 1305 and encodes 434 amino acids.
AUGCUCAGCAAGCCACUGAGUUGCAAGCUAUCCGGCAGCGAGAUCAUUGUUAAUGGUGAUCUUCGCAUCUCAUUUCGACGUACCAUCCGAGUGCCGGACAACCACCAGGUGUCUUACCUCCCGCCAGACUUGGGUGCAUACCCUCUCAAGGCGGUUGCAGACUACGGCGAGAAGAUGCCGUCAGACAUGACCAUCAAAGGCGGCGUAUUCUUCCCCAUGUACCAGUCUGAGGCCAUGUGGAUCAACUUUGAGUGCGGCGGCAGUCAGGACUACAUGAUCAAGAUCUAUGUCGGUUGUAUUAAUGCUAUUUCCGGGGAACCUGCAGUCGAGGAUGCGGGUACCGAGCUGCGGCGCCAGGCCCGGCUCGCGAAAGACAAGGGCGAAAACUCUGGUGCUUCGUCACUUCAAGACUAUAUCGUUGUGCCGGGCCAGAAGUGGCUGGAUGGCAUCGCGGACUCCAACGGCACCAUUCGCCAGUUCGUGGCCAUGCCUUUUGGUAGCGGGCACUCGGUUGAGUCGCAGAUUACGGGCAAAGACGCUGCUGGUGGCAUUCAGUUUGAGAUUACGCCAUACGAACCACGUCCCGCCCCGUCUCUGCACAAGCACGUGUCUGGGAGUGUUUUGAAGCCCAGUGUUGCGGACCCCUCAUGUACCCAGGGAAUCUAUACUAUCUGGGUAAAUUCACUCACUGGAAAGAGGAUCAAAGUGUGCGUAGAGGGAACCGAUACUAUCGAGCUCAUCAAACGCCGUAUUCAAGACAAAGAGGGAAUACCUCCGGACCAGCAGAAACUGGUUUUCAUGGGCGCCCAGAUGCAAGAUGAUCUCGCGCUUGCAUACUUCAACGUUUCCCAGGACUCUACGAUCCAUCUGAUUCUUAAACUGCGCGGAGGAGGGUUCUGUCCGGCACGACAGAUGGCCAUUGCCGCUGGCGGAAAGAUCAAACAGAGCAUCGUCCGCGACCAACUGGGCGAGGCAUGGCAGAGCCAGCGCACCACCGUCUUCAACGUGCAGAUUCUCAACUCAGCCGUCUACAAGGAAGUCACUGGCGAAGAUCCCCCCACGAAGCCGCUAGACGUCGAGACGUACAAAGAACACGGCCUCCCCUUCUACGACAUGUACGAGGGGCCAAGCGGCGUCUCAGGCGACUUCAGCAUGGUCAAGUCGGUUGCGCAGAUGGAUAAGAAAAAGGAAGACGUCGUCACGCCGGAUGUUGUUGAGAUCAAAACGACGCCAACUAUCCAGCAACCCGUCGGUCUGACUAACCGACCGGUCCUCUUCGCGAAUUCCGCACUGUUGGCGACCUGA